Messenger RNA from Mytilinidion resinicola, 1519 nucleotides. RefSeq names its product MFS general substrate transporter. Gene Ontology annotation, biological process: transmembrane transport. NCBI's taxonomy places the organism in Eukaryota, Fungi, Ascomycota, Dothideomycetes, Mytilinidiales, Mytilinidiaceae. The transcript has 5 exons. Gene Ontology annotation, molecular function: transmembrane transporter activity. Gene Ontology annotation, cellular component: membrane. The record is from RefSeq and is a predicted model, not a curated record. Bases 8 to 1519 code for a protein of 503 amino acids.
AUAAGAGAUGUCGACCGGGACCAGGACAAUCCAACGACCGCCGUCACCCUCUGCGGUCGUCGCAGUACCUGAACCGGCACCGGUACUGACAACUUCAAGGAAACGACGGGUCGCCAUAGCUGUAUUCGUUUUGCUCGCAAAUCUGGUGCAGAUGAUAUCCAACGGUGCCACAGUCGCUGGCGGCUUCCAAAUCGGAAGAGACUUGGGCGUUCGCGACGUCCGACUGUCCAACUGGGUCGCCGCCAGCUAUCCCCUCACCCAAGGCUCUUUUGUCCUGGUCAGCGGCAGACUAGGCUCUGUGUACGGCCACAAAAAGAUAUUGCUCUUUGGUGGUGCUUGGUUCUCCGCUUGGUCGUUGUUGAACAUUGCGUGCCGCUCCUUUUUGUCCUUCAAUAUCGCUCGUGGCUUCACCGGCAUGGGUGGUGCGCUCAUCCUUCCCAACGCCGUUGCCAUGAUCGGCAUCACCUUCCCACCAGGCCGCUCGCGCAACUUUUGUCUAGGCAUCUUCGGCGCUGCUGCUCCCAUCGGCGGAUAUCUCGGCGCUGUCCUGGCCGGCAUCUUUACGAGGUUUACCCCUUGGUGGGGCUUGUUCCUCUUCUUGGGUCUCCUUGCUUUUGUCGUCUUUACCGUCUUAUGGAAGCUUUUGCCUCCCGAAAAGCCUGUCGACGCGGACGGCAAGAUCGAUUGGAUUGGUGCUGCGCUCGGUACUGCUGGACUAAUUCUGUUCAACUUUACCUGGAAUCAAGCACCAGCCGCGGGAUGGAGCAAUCCCUAUCAAAUUGGCAUCCUCGUCGGUAGCAUUAGCACUCUUGCCCUCUUCGCAGCUUGGGAACUCCGCUCCUCUGCACCAAUUAUGCCUCUUAGCAUCUGGAAGGCGCCAUCAUUCCUACCGCUGAUGCUGUCAGUGUUAAUGUCCUUCAUGUCUUUUGGAAUAAUGCUAUGGUACAUGGUCGCUUGGGUCCAGUUAGUCCGCAGCUGGUCCACUCCGUUCCUCUUUUUUGGCGUUUUCGCCGCCUGGUGGGCCUCUUGGCUAGUGCCACGUGUGCCAGUGCAAUACAUUCUCGCCAUCGGCCUCCUCUCGGUCGCCAUAUCCAACAUCCUCAUCGCCACUAUGCCAGCUGAGCAGACUUACUGGGCCCAAGUCUUCCCCGCUACCAUCUUAAUGUCCUUUUGCCCGGAUCUCGUCUUCACCGCAGCGCAGAUCAUUGCCAGUAAUGCCGUGGGCCGUGCACAGCAGGGCGUCGCCGCCAGCCUGAUUGGCGUACUGCUGCUCUACGGAAACAGUAUCGGGCUUGGAUUCGCUGGAACGAUUGAGAUGCAGGUAGAUAAGGCGAAUAAGCAUCGUGUACUGGGUUAUCGCUCCGCGCUUUGGUUCGGUUGCGGGAUUGCCCUGUUCGCGCUGGUGUUGGACUUGGUAUUUGUGAGGAUGGAGAAGGAUGAUAGGGAGGGAUGGGAUGAUGACGAGGAUUAUGGAGAGGAGGAUAGAGCGAUGGCGUCUGGAGUUGAGUUGCAAGGGUGA